ACUCCAAGAAAUGUUUUGAUUCAGCUUCGGAAAGGAUUUUAGUUUGGGUUGUGGCUAGAUAUUCAUAAUGACACCAUGACUUAAUUUGUGUUCAAUUUAUAAACAACCAAGGAUAGCUAGGGGUUGGUUUUGGUGAUUCAGAAACUCACGCGGUGGCUUAGAAGUUACAAAAAUGGAUGACUUCUUGACUACCGCUCGCCUGGCCUGGGCCCCUGGGCGAGUUAGGAUGGAAUCCCCAUUAGUCAACAGUUACAAGAAGCCUUUCAUCUUCCGUCGGCUCAUUGAAACUUUCUUUGGGGGCUUGCGACUUUUUGCCUCCCAAGAUGUUCCUGUAUAUAUAUAUUUGAUGCAAAUUCUUCUCUUCAGUGGUGCGCCCUUACUCUGUACACUGUUUAUUGCACUGGAACACCAUGGCCAUGUCACAUUACCUCAAGCAAUCUUCUCAAAUGGUGCAGCAUGCUUGAUCUAUGCCUUCCUCACUCAGACCCUUGCUUUUUGCCUUCGAAAUCGAAGGUCAAAGUCAAGAGAGAUAGAACAAAUGAACCUGGCAUCAGAUGAAGAGGUCCUUCUUUUUGAUUCACCCAUCGGUGCCAGGACAUGGGCAUUUCUUAUAAGAGAGAAGCGUUUAAUAGCUAGUAUUAUUGUGCACUCGGUUGUUUGUGGUAUUGUUUGUGGAUCAGCUGUUUACUAUGUCAGACCAAAAACGAUCCUGGAAUACAAUGUGUCAUGGGGCUUGUCGCUUGCCUACACAAUAAUUGGUCUCAUAACUGUGGGAUCUGGAGUCUGGCCUCUGAUUGGUGGACCCACACCUGAACCUGCCCUGUAUCGGCCCCUCCCCUUUGAUCUGGGUCUUCUUUCGCGACCUCUGCACAUCCUCUUCUGUGUUUUGAUUUAUCAUAUUCAUGUUGUCUAUCCACAUGUUGCCUGGCUCUCCAUCUUAGACAUGAUCGGCCACAUCAUUUUUAUUUCCUUUUUAAUACUUUGGCUGCUUGGAAUAAUGCCACCCAUAGAUGCAUUUGUAUUCUGGCUGCUAGAACAAUGGAUUGUUGUUGCUUUAGGGGGUUCACCAGUAUGCUCAGAUGGACAUCUAAUUGGCUACUCCUUUUUCGGCACCUUAAGCCUUUUCAACGUGGCCACCAUGCCUACCUUCGACUCAAAGAUGAUCAUUGCUGCAGGCUGGGGAUUUUUUUUGAGCCUGGAUAUAGGGUGGAUGAUUGCAUCGCUGCUCUCACACCAUGUCAAGUUCCUCACUGGGAUGUCAGGAAAGUAUGAGGAGACACACCCUGUUGGUGGCAGGACUUCUCUGCGCCGUGUCACAUGCCGUCGUGAGUUGGCUUUCUUUUUGCCAUUGUUCAUCGCUGUCAUGGCCAUCAGCAUUGGGAUACAUCUGCCCAAUAUGGCGUGGUAUGGAGAGAUCUCUGCAGCAGUUCAAGGGGCAAAUAAGACCAUAGAGGAUGUGAAGAUGCUACAGUUUUUUCAGAGACCAUUUCUCUUUGAGGACUCUGCACGCAACAUCACAGGAUCAGUCAUCCUUGUAAUCACCGCCCUUUUGCUCAUCCUCAACGAAUUCCAGAAAGUCUACAUACUAGGCCUCUUCAAGAAUCCGUUGUAUGCCUACCAAAAGAGAAUUCAGAAGAGCUUCUUGAUGUACAUUGUUUCGCAGUUCAUACAGUUGGGAUGUCCAUUUAUAUCAAUGCUGUUUUUGCAUCAAGUAAUAACAGCAGAACUUUACUUGCAAGUCACACCAAUUCCAAGAACCUUCACACAUUUGCUGUAUACAAUUCCAGUUGUGAGGUGUUUUAGAGGGAUAUGGCAGUUCUCUCAAGCCUACUUCAUACAACUCUCUGCCUUCUUCCUCCUUGACCUGAUCUACCGUGAGACAGACCUUCUCCUAGGAUCUUGGGGCUCCUUUCCUCCAGCCACGAGGAUAUUUUUCAUUAGUCUGAGUUACCUGUGGGGUACUCGGUUUGUGCAGAGGCUCUCAACAGUUAUUAUCUUUAUGUUAACAUCAGUUUUGGAGAGCAAGCAGAGAAGUCCAAGGCUUUGGUUUCUAAUAGGCUUCAACAUUGGACUGUUCCCCAUCCUCCUGUGCGUCUUGGCCGUGUCCUCCAUUACGGCAGCGCCUCUCCUGCCCCUGUUCACCCUGCCGAUUUUCCUCCUGGGCUUUCCAAGGCCUCUUAGGUCUUGGCCCUACCCAGUGGGGCGGGCAUCCAACUCCUGUGAGGACUCCGUGUACUACGAACAGCUCACCCCCCACGUCAUUUUCGCCAUGCACAACCUGCUGCAGUCAGGCUCUCUGGGAUUGGUCGAGCCAGGAGAGCACUUUCUUCUGAGGUUUGAAGACAGAUUUCUUUGGAUACAGAUUCUGGAAUGUGGCUAUACUUUCCAAUACUACAGUGUCAAGGGCCUUGAGUUACAAGAGACAAGCUGCCACACAGCUGAAGCCUCUCGUGUUGAUGCUAAUUUCAGUCGUGCCUUUGACAGUCAUGGUGCGGAAGGCCCCACAUGCCUCAACCCCCAUGCAGCACACACUCUUACCCCUCUUACUCAGAUCAAUGUCCUUGGCUACUCUGACACCAAGAACGUCUUGACUGGUGUCAUUGACUCUCCUGAUACUCUCAAAGUGGUGAAUGACUACUUCCAGAAAGCACUACUCUAUGUCAUAUUUGACUGUAUUGUCAAUAGGUCGGCUCUGCUGGGAAACUCAUUCAUUGAAGUUGAACGUCGGACUUCCAGCAGUGCUAAUUCAAGGAGUGGAGAUGUCCUGAAGAGUCUACCUAAGCUCUCCAGAAGGACAGAAGUUCACUUUGAGGAGAAUGUCCCACUCAAUGACAUGGAGGAAGGUCAGGAACAGAACAAGGACCGAGUGUCAACUAUGAGUGGACGGAUCUCACAACUUUCCUCAAAGACCCCAAGUGGAAGGAGCAGCCGACUAGCCUGGAUUGAUGACCAGAGGCUGUAUGGCCCAGUGGUAGAGAUAUCCCCACCAUCAAGCUGGGAUGAUAGUGAAGACCCUCUGGAUCAGAGCAGUUCUAAGAAGAGGAGGCUGAACCCCAAGAGAAAUGAAGACAUCAUGAAUGCCAAAAACAAAGACAGGAACCAGACAUCCCUCCCACCCAUCCAUUCAAAGCCACAGACUUACCUGUCAUCUUUGGAGGACCUGACUGAUGUUAGUGACAAGGUACAGUUCUUGCCAGGUAUCAUGUAUGACUCCUCUUCAGAUGAUGGCCUUGAGGCGCAUGCUGUUGGAGGUCAGCCCAAGGCAACACACCGCUCCAAGCUUAAGAGUCCUGCCAAGAUUAACAUGCGAGUCAUCUCCCGCACAGAACUACGCACACCCAUAUACAAUUCACCUCUGAGUGCUGCCUUAGCACCCUCCUCAAGCUGGUUCCUAGACCUGCCUCUUGAGUCCGAGAUGAUUGAUGAAGUGCAGGAUAACUUUCCACAUGCCUGGUUCAAAUUCCUGCUCAACCACUUUGGCCGCAUGUACGUGGAGAACCGUAGCCAUCGAUCAGCUGAUAGCAAAGCUUCAAGGGCUUCCCGAGGUUCAGGCCCAUCCUCCACCAAGAGUGCAGGCGACAAGGAAGACCAGAUCCAAAGGAUGCAGUAUGAUGAGACCCUUGAGGAGUCCUACAGAUACUUAAUUGGUGCUUGUCAUGUGAUCGUCUUGGGGUCCGACAACCACCCACCAACACCCACGCAGGUUUACAAAACUUUCAGUGGUGAAAUACCAUGGUCAAUGGCAUUAGACUGGCUGCUUACGAAAGACCUGUUAUAUGAACUUGUUCUCAGGGCAUAUAGAGUUGGAGUGAAACUCGCCCUGGACCACACCCUCAUUGGGGGCAUCACGGGCUGGGCCGAACUGCUGGCCUCCCUGGAUGACUACUGCUGCAACUGGUACCUUGGGCCUGACAUCAAGAGCACCAGUGAAGCCCCAGCUAAUCCCCGCGGAACUGCAUCGUACAUGAGGAGUGACGCAGAGUUGGCCAAACCGAAGUCAUGGUCAGAAGCUGUGAAGAAAGAAGUGCCGAAUCUCUUUUCUCUGGGAUAUAAUGCUGUUAAGGGUGUCUUCACAUCACAUCUGCUGAGUCUAGGAAAGGCAGAAAUUGCAGUAGGCCGUUUGGGAGCAGAAACCGUCAGGGGUCUUUGGGCUUCACUCAUGAUGGAGCUCCUCUAUCUUACCAAUGAUGACGAUGAACGAUAUUCAAUUCAGGCGCAGCCCGGUCUCCUCCGUAAUCUGACGGUUCAGGCAGCUGAUCCUCCCCUGGGCUAUCCCAUCUUUUCCAGCCCUCCUCUUAGACUUGCACUCAUCUGGCUCAAUGCCACGUAUGAGCAGCUGCCACAGUCUAGGGGUGGGGAGGAGGGGGAGGGUAGUGCACAGGGGGACGAGGAAGAGGAACCUCCGUCAAAUAUUUUCACUGUCAGUCACAAGUCUACUUAGAAGAGAGUGUGUAUGUGUGUGCCUGUGUGCGUGCAUGGGUAUGGGUGUGUCUGUGCCUGUGUCUGUGUCUGUUCAUUAUUGUGUGUUGUGAUAGAGAUUAGUUAGACAAAUGUGUUUUUGAGUGUGCAAUUAUGUGUUUGUGCAGAAGUUCACAUGAUAAUGUAUGUUAAUUGUUUAAUUAUUUAUAUUUUUAUAAUGAUGUAAUAAGUUAUUACAAAUGCUUACUUUAGCAUAAUUACCAGGAAUUGGUUUUUUAAUUAAUUGCUUUUUUAAUCAGUUAUAAUGAUAGAGUAUUUUGGAAUUGUGGGACCAUGAAUUACUCUACAAUUGGUCUUCCCUAGAUAUAUGAGCUGUCACUACAUAUGCUCAAUAAGUACAGUUUGACAGGAGACUGUUGUUCAUCACAUAGAUGUAAAAAAAACUAAAAAUAUAUAGCUGAAGAGAUAUAUUAUCUCUGCAAACUGAUUGGUAUCUAGAUAUUCUAUUCUUAGCAGGCUCUCUAGUUCAAAGUAAGCCAAUUUUGAAUCAAAAGAGUGAACAUUUUUAUUACUUCUGUUUUUGAUUUUACAUACAGAGCAACCUUUUUUCCCUUAAAGUUAUGAUCUCUUGAGUGAGUGUGUGAAGUCAGCAUCUAAAACAUGUUAAAGCUAUAUAGGGCUGCAUGUUUAUCUGGAAAAAGUCAGGCAGCAUACCUUCUUCACCUGUAGCAGAUAACCUCUAGCCAUUUUUCUACAUACCUUAUAUUAUGAGGUUAACAUGAUGACAACGAGAAUGUUUCUGAAAAAUCACGUUUUAACUGUUGCCAAACUAUGUACAAUAGACUUCCCUUGCAGAUUCCCAGAGAAGGGGGAAUGCAAGGGGCUGUAGCCACAGGUAUGAUUUAAGUUGUAUCUAUUAAAUGUGAUUCACGUUAUUAUAAAAAAAAAACAAUAAUAAGGGUAAAAAUGUUAAUGCAUUGUAAUGACGUGCAAGGGAGAUGUGUCACAGUAUUGUACAAGAAAAUGUUGAAGAAGAAAAUGUAAAUCAGCAUGAAUAAAUCAAUUUCAUGCAACAACAGUAAACUAGACUUUUCAUCAGAUGAAAUACAAAAAAAAGUAUUUUUCUUCAGGCAAUGAAGAAUUAUUAGAUAAUGUAACUCUAGACAUCUUAAUUUACUGCUGGUCUUUCUAAAAAAAGAAAGGAAAGAAAAAGCUUGCUGUGGGCUCGCCUGCACGUCUGUAAUUUCAGAUUAUUUAACAAAAGAUGAAAACAUUUUUUAAGCGGUUGUAUGUAAAAAGUGAAAAAAAAAAAUACUCUGCACUUGUCUGUGAUAAUGAUUUGAUAAUAAGGGCAAACUUGGUUGUUGCUUAAUUAUGCAUUUAGGCUAUUUCUCAGGGCAGGAGAUUUAUUCUACUUUGAUUCAUUGUUUAUUCAUAUGAAAAAUAUUAAUUAGAAACACAGGUUCUAUUCAUUUACAUAUUUAUCAAGAAAAUUAUGUAUUGAGCUCUCACUUGUAAGGUAGUCACACAAGUGCAAAUAUUAAGCAUCAGUUUUAUUUAUUUUUUGUUAGAUAACAUUGGAUUCCUUUUGUGACUUACAAUUUUUAUAUAUGGUUAAAAUCUCUGUUGAUAAUAUGCAGUUGUAUAUUAUAAUAUUUCAUGACACUAUAUUUCUCUAUACUGGUAUUGAUACUUAAAUAUCUCAAUGAUUAUGUGUAUAUUGCAUGCAUAGUGCAGUAUCAUUUUUAACUAUAAAAUUUCAUGAUUACAUCCAUGGAGUCCAUUGUUAUCUGCAAAAAGAAAAAAAAAAGUGAAAAUGUUAAAAAUUGUGAUCACUUUGAUAUUUGUUUAUUUUUAAUAAAAUAACAAAAUUA
Molecule: messenger RNA, 6293 nt
Organism: Penaeus chinensis
Lineage: Eukaryota; Metazoa; Arthropoda; Malacostraca; Decapoda; Penaeidae
Product: pecanex-like protein 4
Exons: 18
Coding region: 173-4441 (1422 amino acids)
Cellular component (GO): membrane
Source: RefSeq, a predicted model, not a curated record